UCUCCCCGCAGAUCAAGCUCCAUUUGCAUCGCCCUAGUUGGAGAUGCCCUGAGUUGAGCUUGUCGUUAACCGUUGGAUGGCAGUGGAGGUGGAUGGGAUUGGGCCCUAGCCGCCGGCCCUCUCCCUCGAGGUCGCCGCCGGCAACCUCGCUCGCGCUUGCCGCCGCCUCCCGUCGGCCGCGGGUGUGUCCCCUCCGCCAGCCUCCUCCCUCAGCUAGCAGCUUCUUGUGCCCCCACCCCAUGGACCGAAGCAGGGAGAAGGCCCCAGUUCAGUCGGGGGCCGCGGGUGCCGCGGCGCAGUUCAAUUCAACCACCGCUGUUAGCUCUUCCACCAAAUCAGUGGUACUUUCGAUGAAGAUUGGAAUUGUACAUGACUUCAACUCUUGUUUUUCGGAAAUGCUGAACUGAAUGGAAGUAUUGCACAUGGUCGUGCUAGGUGAACCAGAUAGCAAUAAAUCGGGUGUCAGGUUAUUUUAAAUUUUCAAAUCAUCUCUUCAUCGAGAUGGCAAGGCAACAGAGGCACCAGCCCUGGGGUGAGGUGGGGGAUGAAGGUAAAGGAACCAGCCAGUGAGGUGGAACGGGAGCAAUCUCUAGCAAAAAGAGGAAGAUCUUUUGAAUCGCUGAAGUAAUUUCUCUGAUCAGUGUCUGCCAUCCUGUACCAGCUGGGUCCAUCCAUUGAAAGCACGCUUUGGUAGUUGCCAGAGUAUCAGUUUCUGUUUUCCUUGUGGCAUCUGCAGACUAGUUUGCAUACAGAUGGCUGGGCCAGUGUUUGUAUUUUGCCGGUCGAUUACCAUAAAUAUACAACAGUCCUAUUUGCUUCCGGUGAUCUCGCAUUGCCUUGGAUUUCUGCCCGGCUCAACUCCUCCGCCUCUGAUAUUCUUCCUCUAGAUUGUGAAUCCUGCAGAAAGGGCUGCAGCAGGAGCUCAUGAUCCACCGGGAACUGCAAAACGCCAAUAAGAUGGGCUUCCUCACAAGUUCUUGGGUGAUGAACUUGUGUGGCAGCCCAAUAUGCUCAGACCCAGAUGUGCCCCCAUCAUGUGUUCUAAAGGAAAUGCUCGACUCCUCGGCUUGCACGAAUCAUCUAGUGGAGUUUGGCAUUGUCUUGCUUUUCCUAGUGGUCCUCGCACUCCAACUGCUUGUCAAAAUUCCUAAGAGCAGAGCAUCUGGGCAUCAGCUUGUCACACUCAGCUCACCGCUGCAUCUGGCUGCUGUAUUGUCCAAUGGAAGCUUGGGUUUGGUUUAUCUUGGGAUAGGACUAUGGAUGCUGGGAAAUAACUUCAGUCAUGAUGCUUCUGCUUACCUGCCACAUUGGUGGCUUGUAACGUUAGCUCAAGGACUGAAUUUGAUCCUUGCUAGCUUCGCUUUCAGCAUCAGUUAUCCGUUUCUUGGUGCCAUGUUUGUUCGGUUCUGGUCGGUCUUGUUGACCAUCUACGCAGCAUUCGUCUGUUGUUCUUCACUUGUUCAUAUUGUUUCAGAGAAGACGAUCACCGUCAAGGCCUGUUUAGAUCUUCUGUCCCUACCAGGUGCAAUACUCUUACUCCUUUACGGAUUUCGGCUCCACCAUGAUGAAGAGGGUGAUGGAGGACAUGGGAAUGGUUUGUACAAGCCCCUUAACACAGGGACAGAAGGUGAGGCACCUAAUUCUGAGAGUCAGGUCACUCCCUUUGCUAAAGCUGGUUAUUUCAGUGAGAUGUCGUUUUGGUGGUUGAAUCCUUUGUUGAAGAUGGGCUAUCAGAAGCCUCUUGAAGACAAAGACUUGCCACUUUUAGGCGCCACAGAUCGAGCACAGAACCAGUACAUAAUGUUCAUGGAGAAGCUGAACAGCAAAAAGCAGUCGCCCUCACACGCCACGCCAUCAAUCUUCUGGACCAUUGUUUCUUGUCACAAGCGUGCCAUCUUGGUAUCUGUUUUUUUUGCUUUGAUCAAGGUUCUCACCUUAUCUGCAGGCCCAGUACUUCUCAAGGCAUUCAUCAACGUGUCACUUGGGAAAGGGACCUAUAGAUACGAAGGAUAUGUGCUUGCUGUGACAUUGUUCGUCUGCAAAUGCUGUGAAUCGCUGUCACAGAGACAGUGGUACUUCCGCACUCGGAGAUUAGGACUGCAGGUGAGGUCAUUCCUGUCAGCAGCUAUUUAUAAGAAACAACAGAAGCUAUCAAAUGCAGCAAAAAUGAAGCACUCUUCUGGAGAAAUUAUGAAUUAUGUGACCGUCGAUGCCUAUCGGAUUGGGGAAUUCCCAUACUGGUUCCAUCAAACAUGGACAACAAGUGUUCAGCUUUGCAUAGCUCUGGCUAUUCUAUACAAUGUCGUUGGUGCUGCAGUGGUUUCAGCGAUGGUUGUCAUCAUUAUCACCGUUCUCUGCAACGCUCCAUUGGCCAAAUUGCAACACAAAUUUCAGAGUAAACUUAUGGAAGCACAAGAUGUGAGAUUGAAGGCCAUGUCUGAGUCAUUAGUUCAUAUGAAGAUCUUGAAACUUUAUGCUUGGGAAUAUCACUUCAAGAAGGUCAUCGAGGGGCUGAGGGAGGUUGAGUACAAGUGGUUGCAAGCAUUCCAGGUUGGGAGGACAUACAACAGUUUCCUGUUAUGGGCAUCGCCUGCCAUGGUUUCGGCGGCGACCUUUCUAACAUGCUAUGUUAUGAAAAUCCCUCUUGAUGCAAGCAAUGUCUUCACCUUUGUGGCUACUCUGCGUCUCGUGCAAGACCCAGUUAGUACGAUACCAGAUGUUAUUACAGUUGUGAUACAAGCUAAAGUUGCUUUCACUCGGAUAUCAAAGUUCCUUGAUGCACCUGAGCUAAACGAGCAAGUUAGGAAGAAAUACUAUGUAGGCAUUGAUUACCCUAUAGCGAUGAAUUCAUGUAGCUUCUCGUGGGAUGAGAAUUCAUCAAGACCAACUCUGAAGAAUAUCAAUCUGCUAGUCAAAGCUGGGGAAAAGAUUGCAAUCUGUGGAGAGGUAGCAUCAGGAAAGUCGACGCUAUUGGCUGCUGUACUCGGAGAGGUCCCUAAAACUGAAGGCACCAUUCAAGUAUGUGGGAAAAUAGCAUAUGUUUCCCAGACUGCAUGGAUCCAAACAGGAACUGUGCAAGACAAUAUUCUCUUUGGGUCUUUGAUGGACAAACAAAGAUACGAAGAAACACUCGUGAGGUGCUCCUUGGUGAAGGACCUUGAAAUGCUGCCAUUUGGAGACCAUACUCAAAUUGGCGAGAGAGGAGUAAAUCUUAGUGGUGGUCAGAAGCAGCGUGUCCAGCUUGCUCGUGCACUAUACCAAAAUGCAGACAUCUAUCUUCUGGAUGACCCUUUCAGUGCUGUUGAUGCCCAUACAGCAACAAGUCUCUUCAAUGAAUAUGUCAUGAGUGCUCUGUCAGACAAGACCGUUGUUUUGGUGACCCACCAAGUAGAUUUUCUACCUGUAUUUGACUCCAUUUUGCUAAUGUCAGAUGGAGAGGUUAUUCAGUCUACUUCUUAUCAAGAUCUAUUGGCAAAUUGUGAAGAAUUUAAGGACCUUGUUAAUGCUCAUAAAGAUACUAUUGGUGUUUCAGAUUUUGAUAACCACAUACCCUCUCACAGAGCUAAGGAAGUUUCAAUGAAGGAGACUCAUGGAAGCAGAUAUAUAGAGCGUGUGAAUCCAUCACCGGCAGAUCAACUGAUCAAGAAAGAGGAAAGAGAAACAGGGGAUGCAGGUGUUAAGCCUUAUAUGCUUUACUUGCGCCAGAACAAAGGUGUUCUGUAUUUCUCUUUUUUUAUGAUUUCUCACAUAAUAUUUACAUCUGGGCAAAUAGCACAGAACUCAUGGAUGGCUGCUAAUGUCCAAAAUCCUUGUGUUAGUACAUUGAAGUUAAUUUCUGUGUACAUUAUUAUCGGAGCUUGCACAAUGUUCUUCUUGCUAUCAAGAUCUCUAUCAGUCGUUGUUCUUGGGAUGCAGACAUCAAGAUCCUUAUUUUCCCAGUUACUCAAUUCAUUAUUCCAUGCACCAAUGUCCUUUUUUGAUUCUACUCCUCUAGGAAGGGUUCUUAGUAGGGUCUCUUCGGAUUUGAGUCUCGUUGACCUUGAUGUUCCAUUUACUUUCGUGUUCGCCAUUGGUGCCGGCUACAAUGCAUAUAGCAAUCUAGGGGUACUAGCUGUUGUUACAUGGGAAGUUCUUUUUGUAUCGGUGCCAAUGAUAGUUUUGGCAAUUAGGUUGCAGAGGUACUAUCUAUCCUCGGCUAAGGAACUGAUGCGGAUCAAUGGCACUACCAAGUCUGCUCUAGCGAAUCACUUAGGUGAAUCGAUUUCAGGAACUGUAACAAUAAGGGCCUUUGAGGAAGAAAAUCGUUUCUUUGCUAAAAAUUUAGAUCUGGUUGACAAGAAUGCAAGUCCAUAUUUCUAUAAUUUUGCGGCAACUGAAUGGUUGAUUCUACGUCUAGAAGUAAUGAGCGCGGCAGUUCUUUCUUUUUCUGCCUCUGUCAUGGCCAUUCUUCCUCAAGGAACAUUUAGCCCUGGUUUUGUGGGAUUGGCAUUGUCCUAUGGUCUUUCCCUGAAUACGUCAUUUGUUUUCUCUAUUCAAAACCAAUGCAUCCUUACGAGUCAAAUAAUCUCGGUGGAACGGCUGAACCAGUACAUGGACAUACAAAGUGAAGCAGCAGAAGUUGUUGAAGAAAAUCGACCGUCACCAGAUUGGCCCCAAGAUGGAAAUGUGGAGCUUAGAGAUUUGAAGAUUAGGUAUAGGAAAGAUGCCCCCCUUGUACUUAAUGGAAUCACUUGCAAGUUUGAAGGUGGAGAUAAAAUUGGUAUAGUUGGUCGAACAGGAAGUGGCAAGACAACAUUAAUUUGUGCGUUGUUUCGUCUUGUUGAACCGACUGAAGGGAAAAUAAUUAUAGACUCGGUGGACAUCAGUACGAUAGGCUUACAUGACUUGCGUUCGCAUUUGGGUAUUAUUCCGCAAGAUCCAAUACUUUUCCAGGGUACAAUAAGAUACAAUCUAGAUCCUCUUGGGCAAUUCUCAGAUCAACAAAUAUGGGAGGUUCUUGAAAAAUGUCAACUUCGUGAAGCUGUCCGGGAGAAGGAACAGGGAUUGGAUUCACAUGUUGUGGAAGAUGGGUCAAACUGGAGCAUGGGCCAAAGGCAGCUCUUCUGUUUGGGACGAGCACUUUUGAGAAGGUGCCGGAUCUUGGUUCUUGAUGAAGCCACAGCCUCUAUAGACAAUGCAACUGAUGCUUUCCUUCAAACAACGAUCCGUACGGAAUUCAAACAUUGCACUGUUAUAACAGUUGCCCAUCGUAUACCGACAGUUAUGGCCUGUGAUAUGGUACUGGCUAUGAGCGACGGGAGAGUAAUGGAGUUUGACAAACCUGCAAAGCUCAUGGAAAUGGAAGGAUCUCUCUUCUGCGAGCUGGUCAAGGAGUAUUGGUCACACACAUCGAACUCAAAUAUUUAGAAGAGACUGCAUGUUUUGUUGGUUUACUUGCUACAGCUAUAUAUAUGAAUGUGGCUUUUUUAUUGAAUAAAAAAUGUGGCAUUAUCAAAUGACAGUCAACACUCGUUAUGAUUGUAUCGUGCUUAGAAAAUUUGUUUUUCUGCACUACAAAGAUCAUUUCACAACACUUGCAUGUGCAUGUCAUUUGUGUUUUUGAAAUAAUAUUUAUUAACUGAUAUGAAAUUUA
This is a messenger RNA of Lolium perenne, 5632 nucleotides long. RefSeq names its product ABC transporter C family member 10-like. Gene Ontology annotation, biological process: transmembrane transport. Gene Ontology annotation, molecular function: ABC-type transporter activity; ATP hydrolysis activity; ATP binding. NCBI's taxonomy places the organism in Eukaryota, Viridiplantae, Streptophyta, Magnoliopsida, Poales, Poaceae. The record is from RefSeq and is a predicted model, not a curated record. Gene Ontology annotation, cellular component: membrane.